UGUUGUUUGAUGGUUGUUUGUCAUUGUCAAACUUUGAAGUGGUUGUGCACUCGUGAGUGGUUGGUUUUUAGUUUUUACUUUUAGAAUGUUUUAAAGUUUACACGUUUUCACGUGGUGUACACACGCUUUAUUUAAAUACUGCUCAAAUAAUAUUUUCAUUAAUUUGUACGGGUUGUGUGUUUUUGUUGAAUUAUAAAUUAUAUUUGGAUACCUACGUUUAUCCUAAGUACUUAAAUAAUUACUGCUCAACUAAUAAGCAUACAAUGUCUCUACCGGUAGAGAAUAACGAGCAAAACGAGAAUUUAACUAACAAUCACAAUAAUGUCGUGAGCACCGCACAUCAACAAGUUAACUCCGAAUGUAUGAUUUCGACACCACAAGCUAUGUCCCAUGUCUCAGGAGAAGUAAUGUUGACCCCCACACAUCGAACAUUCACUCCACAAGCGCAUUCUGCCAACCCCCAUAGUUCAAUGACUGCCAUUACUCCCAUGGCUAGUGCAGUUAGCCAGGCAAAGAGUAGCAUAAAAUUACAGAACUGUAUAUCUACAGUCAGUUUAGGUUGUGAACUGAAGCUUUUGGAUAUUUAUUGUAGAACAAGAUAUUCAGAGUAUACACCAUCUAGAUUUAAUGGUGUUGUUAUGAAAAUUUUGGAACCUCGUACAACUGCUUUAGUUUUUAGAUCUGGUAAAAUUGUAUGCACAGGAGCAAAAAAUGAACAUGAUGCUUAUGUUGCUGCAAGAAAAUUUGCAAGAAUUAUACAAAAACUUGGUUACCCGGUAAAAUUUCUCAAUUUUAAAGUACAAAAUUUUAUUGGAACAGCAGAUUUAAGGUUUCCAUUAAGAUUGGAGGCACUACAGCAAGCACAUGGCCAGUUUACUUCUUAUGAACCAGAAUUAUUUGCAGGCUUAGUAUAUCGAAUGAUACGACCUAGAGUUGUGCUACUUAUUUUUGUAAAUGGCAAACUUGUUAUUACAGGUGGAAAAACGAGGAAUGAAAUAUAUGAGGCAGUAGAUAUUAUACACCCCAUACUUAGAAGUUUUAAGAAAAACUGAAUUCUCAAAACAUCAAAUCCAUAGAAAGGAUUGAAUAAUGGAUUAAAACUAGACAAUUGAUAUAGCAUAAAUAAAAACAUUCUAUACCUUGAAGUGGCUUAAGACACAUGCUAUUCUCGCCAGUUAUUUAUUUUUUAUACACUUUAAAUAAGUUACAUUAAUUUAAAAUAAAAAUAAUGUUAAAUGAAAUAUA
Molecule: messenger RNA, 1245 nt
Organism: Bicyclus anynana (squinting bush brown)
Lineage: Eukaryota; Metazoa; Arthropoda; Insecta; Lepidoptera; Nymphalidae
Exons: 5
Coding region: 264-1052 (262 amino acids)
Biological process (GO): DNA-templated transcription initiation
Molecular function (GO): RNA polymerase II general transcription initiation factor activity; DNA binding
Source: RefSeq, a predicted model, not a curated record